Aegilops tauschii subsp. strangulata is the source of this 573-nucleotide messenger RNA. NCBI's taxonomy places the organism in Eukaryota, Viridiplantae, Streptophyta, Magnoliopsida, Poales, Poaceae. The record is from RefSeq and is a predicted model, not a curated record.
AUGAGCUCCUCCGCCUCCACCAUCUCCAACCCGUUCGCUAGUCCCGAUGUCACCCUCGUCCGCGACCUCAACAUCCAUGAGCGUGUCCCGGUGAAGCUUGAUCAGAACACCGCGUCCUACUCCGCUUGGAAGCGGUAUUUUUCGCUUGUGUUCCGUGAGUACCUCCUGCACGGCCACGUGGACUCGGCCCUCAUGAUCAACGACGAGGAGUGGAUGAUCCUCGACGCCACCAUCAUCCGCUGGUUCUACCUCACCAUCUCUAGCGACCUCUUCCACACCGUCGUGGACGACGACGACGCCUACGCGGUCUGGACCAAGCUCAACGGCCUCUUCACCGACAAUCGGCUGCAGCGCAAGGUCCUUCUCCACGGCGAGUUUUAUGGGUGCCAGCAGCUUGACUCGUCCAUCGACGAUUUUUGCAUGCGCCUCAAGAAGCUUGCCGAUGAGCUCCGUGACCUCGGGGAGACGAUCGGCGACGAGCUCCUCAUCAGCACCCUCACCGCUUUAAAAUUUCAAAUUCUAAAUAAAGUCCAAAACUCACAGUUUUCACACAUGAAAGCUAAAAUGUUCAAG